GAGCUUUGCAUCACCUUCGUGACGCCCUCCGUCACGCGCUGCCGCCACAGAACAGUGCAUCAUGUCAGGCUGAGGGCUGGCUAUGAGUCGAUGACCGUGCAGGAUCUGAAGGCGGAGUUAAAAAAGCCGUGGCCUUACCGUGACAGGACGCAAGAGCGUGCUGAUCCAGCGCCUGGCUGA
Messenger RNA from Durusdinium trenchii, 180 nucleotides. Lineage: Eukaryota; Dinophyceae; Suessiales; Symbiodiniaceae. The record is from the annotation of a GenBank genome assembly.